Molecule: messenger RNA, 1819 nt
Organism: Sander lucioperca (pikeperch)
Lineage: Eukaryota; Metazoa; Chordata; Actinopteri; Perciformes; Percidae
Product: cugbp, Elav-like family member 3a
Exons: 9
Coding region: 1-933 (310 amino acids)
Molecular function (GO): RNA binding
Source: RefSeq, a predicted model, not a curated record
AUGGAAACAGGAAAACAGCUGGCACUGUCCAAACUGUUUUUCCCUUUUCCUCCGCAGGGUGCGUCGUCCAGCCUGGUGGUAAAGUUUGCCGAUUCAGAGAAGGAGAGAGGGCUCCGGCGGAUGCAGCAGGUGGCCUCUCAGCUGGGAGUCAUCAGCCCCAUGACCCUGCAUCUCGGGGCCUACAACGCCUACACACAGGCCUUGAUGCAGCAGCAGGCCCUGGUGGCUCAGUCGGCCUACCUCUCUCCUGUUGCCACGGUGGCGGCGGUUCAGAUGCAGCAACUCGCUGCCCUCAACCCCAGCAGCAUCAUUGCCACGCCGAUCGCAUCCAUCACCCCCUCCUCAGGUACCAGCACUCCACCCUCCAUGGCAGGCACACCUGUUCCUGCUCUGCCUCCACCAAUCGCACUGAACAGCUACGCCUCUGUGCCAGCUCCACCCAAUGGCCAAUCAGCAACUGAAGCCCUGUACACCAACGGGGUUCAUGCCUAUCAAGCUCAAAGUCCUGUCCUGGACCCCAUGCAGCAAGCUUAUACAGGCAUGCAGCACUAUACAGCCACCUACCCUGCUGCCUACAGCCUUGUGGGACAGCCGUUCCCCCACCAGCCCACACUGGUGGCUCAACAGCCGCAGCAGCCGCAGCAGCUGCAGCAACGAGAAGGUCCCGAGGGCUGUAACAUCUUCAUCUACCACCUGCCACAAGAGUUCACCGACUCUGAGAUACUGCAGAUGUUCCUACCCUUCGGAAACGUCAUCUCUGCAAAGGUCUUUGUUGACCGCGCCACCAACCAGAGUAAAUGUUUUGGUUUUGUGAGUUUUGACAACCCAUCCAGCGCCCAGACUGCCAUCCAGGCCAUGAACGGCUUCCAGAUUGGCAUGAAGAGACUGAAGGUGCAGCUGAAGAGGCCCAAGGAUGCCAACAGGCCUUACUGAAGGAGGAAAGCCUAAGAGUUCAAUCAAGAAAACCACUUGGGAUGUCCCAGCCUUUUUUGGUUGUUUGACCAACCGUAUAGCACAGGAGCAACACUUCACAAAAAGCAGUAUCACGUGACAUGCGCUUACAACAAACAACAGCAGUAAUAUUAGCAACAAAAUACAUCUACAGAAUCCGCAUCCGCAAUAUCAGAAGUGCUCCAGAUUUCCUAUCAUUCCACAGCUGGAUUCAUUUAUAUUAUGUACAUACUCUAUUGUCGGCAACAAGAUCUACAUGUUAAGAAAAAGCAUAUCACUGAUGUUAUUCUUCUGAACAGGGUUCUACUGUAUAGUGUGAUUUGUGGUCUAUGGCGUUAACAGAAGGCCAGUCUACACAGUCGGAGGCAAAAGAAAAUACUAUUGUGUAUGAUUACCAUUGGUAUUGUUAUGUAGAGUUAGUUUUAUUAUUUAUACGUAAAUUAAAAACAUGGGGUAAUUAAAUUUGAAGAGAUUUGGAUUUCCACUCACUGUACAUACGUUGGUUUAAACAUGGAGUUUAAGGACUUCACGAGUUAAGAUUCUCUGCUGCCACUACUUUUCAAAUUAACAAAGCGGAAGGAAUGGCUGGGAAUUUUUCUAUCUUGAUUUUUUACGUUUAAUUUAUUUGGUAAUCAAUUUGAUGGGGGGGGGGGGGGGAGAUGUGACAAUGUCUUUUUUAAUUUAAAAAAGAAGAAAGAAAAAGGAUUCCUGUGGUCUUCAAGACAAUGAACACACUUAUAGAGUUUUUAAUUACAUAAAUGUACCUAUGGAAGUAAACAAAAAAACAUAAUGUUUCUUUAUUUAUUCUCUACAAUCGCUGUUUUAAAACAUAUGUCUUUAAAAGAAAAUAAAGUACAAUUUAGAAAAA